AUGGACACACUAUUUGUCUUGACAAUAGUUACCUUGGAAUUUAGGUCUGGUUUCCUAUCCACUUCCCUGUUCCUAAUCAUAUCUAACAUUCAUGAGCUUCUGUUACCCUCUGAUUUUGCAGACUAUCGUAGGCUUCAGAGAGAAUCUCUUAUCUAUGAACUUGGUUCUCUUGCCAUCUUAAGCCAGCACCUGCUACAAUCAAGACCCCCUCUCGCGGAAGUGCAUUUGCUGAGCUGAAAUCCUCAGGCCUUCUUCAGAGGGUUUGGCUCUUGCAGCCGAACAGCUGAGAUGCUAACUAGACAGAUUACAGUGUUUGGAGAACAACCAUCAGCACUGGCUAGGAACAGUAGCUCCUUCCUUCCUCAGGUGGCUUUACUUCCACUGCCUCCACAAAGACCUUCUCACGAUGGCCUGCUUUUCCUGGCUGAUGGCACUAUUGAGAACCACGCUGGAGUCAAGUAUUUUGAAUGCUGA
Acomys russatus (golden spiny mouse) is the source of this 474-nucleotide messenger RNA. RefSeq names its product potassium channel regulator (gene Kcnrg). The record is from RefSeq and is a predicted model, not a curated record. Lineage: Eukaryota; Metazoa; Chordata; Mammalia; Rodentia; Muridae.